This is a messenger RNA of Oncorhynchus mykiss (rainbow trout), 3839 nucleotides long. NCBI's taxonomy places the organism in Eukaryota, Metazoa, Chordata, Actinopteri, Salmoniformes, Salmonidae. The record is from RefSeq and is a predicted model, not a curated record.
CGGGGCGUGGAGAGCGAGCCAGUGCCGCUCUAUAUAUAUAUCCAUCACUUAAUACUCAGGAUAUUAACACUUGACGCUCGGUGACAGUAGCCGCGGUCACAGGCUCUCUCAGCCGCUUCAGACCCUCGCCACCUCAGCAGCAGCACAAGCAGCAGUAGCGGUAGAGGACAGAAGACUGAAAGAUAGGCAGUCUCUUUCUCUCAGCUAGGCCAUAGUCAUUGUUGUAAUCGUGAUCGAUGAGUCUGUCCGGGAAGCAGCGGUUCUCCGCCAACUCUUUCUCCGGGUUCGGGAGCCGGAAGAUGGCAUUGUCCUCCGCCGGGGGUUCGUCAAUGCGCUCCAGCUUCGGGAGCAGAAUGGGCUUUGGAGACGGUGGAGGAGGAGGGUUCAGGAUGUCAUCCUCCAGCCACAUGGCAGGUCUGGGGAGUGGGAUGAGCACCGGUGGCAGUGGCAGCGGGAUGUUCGGUGGUGGUGGAGGCGGUGGAGGAGGAGGUUUCGGGUACGGUGGAGGUGUUGAGGACACGUCCCUCGGGUUCGCCGGUAACGAGAAGCAGCACAUGCACAACCUGAACGACCGCCUGGCAACCUACAUGGAGAAGGUUCGCCAGCUGGAGGCCACCAACCACCAGCUGGAGGAGAAGCUGAAGACCUUCACCUUCAACAAGGUGGAGGCGCACGACCUGACCAUCUACGACGCAACACUCAAACCACUCAUGGAGCAGCUCAUGGGUUUCCUGAUACAGAACACUCAGAUUGCUGUGGAGAUCGACAACGCCAAGCUGACUGCUGACGACUUCAGAGUCAAGUGGGAGAAUGAGCUGUCUUUGCGCCAGUGUGUGGAGGGGGACAUCGGAGGUCUGAGGAACCUGCAGCGGGAGUUUGAGAUGAACAUCACAGCCAUGAUGCAGGACCUGCAGGGGUACGAGAACGAACGGGUCUCCAUGGCGAAGAGCCAUGAAGAGGAGCUGUUGUCCAUGCGUGGGGGGAUGACGGGCCAGGUGAACGUGGAUGUCCAGGCUACUAAGAGCCAGGACCUGUCUCUGAUGCUGGCUGAAGUCAGGUCGGAGUACGAGGCGGCCGUGGAGAAAAACCGCAGACAGGCCGAGGCCUGGUACAUGAAACAGGUGGAGAUGAAGCAGGCAGAGUCGGCGGUGGUGAUGGAGACGACCACGACGACCACGUCGGAGAUGACAGAGUUACGGAACCGCUACCAGACCCUACAGAUGGAAUACCAGGGACUACGUAUGGGGAUGGCGAACCUAGAGGCCAGGCUGUUGGAGGUUCAGUCCCAGUUCCAGCAACGUCUGUCUGGGUAUAGUGGCAAGGUGAUGGGCCUGGAGGGAGAACUGACCUCCAUAAGGGCCAGCACCACUGAGCAGAGCCAGGACUACCAGAUCCUUCUGAACAUCAAGAGUCGUCUAGAGAUGGAGAUCCAGCAGUAUAAGCAUCUGCUGGAGGGAGCCGGCCUGGGAGGGGGCAUGGUCCCUGGAGGGGCUGACCUGGGAGGGGGCAUGGUGGUCUCUGGAGGGGCCGGGAGGUCGGCAGGUAAGGCUGUUGUGACCAGGACCACUGUGUUGGAGGUGAAAUCCUCGGGAGGAGGAGUGGGGACGGGAGGAAGCUCCAUGUUGAUGCAUUCCACUAGCUCCACCUCCAGCAGUUCUGGGGGCGGGGCAGCCAUGCUGUCAUCAGGAGGCGCCGCGAUGGUGUCCGUCAGGGGACCAGCCAUGCUGUCAUCAGGAAGCCCCGCAAUGGUGUCUGGCAGCGGAUCAGCCACGGCGCCAUCAGGAGGAGGCACGGCGCCAUCAGGAGGAGGCACGGCGCCAUCAGCAGGAGGCACGGCCCCAUCAGCAGGAGGCACGGCCCCAUCAGCAGGAGGCACGGCCCCAUCAGCAGGAGGCACGGCCCCAUCAGGAGGAGGCACGGCGCCAUCAGGAGGAGGCACGGCGCCAUCAGGAGGAGGCACGGCGCCAUCAGGAGGAGGCACGGCGCCAUCAGCAGGCGGCACGGCGCCAUCAGCAGGCGGCACGGCCCCAUCAGGAGGCGGCACGGCGCCAUCAGCAAGCGGCACGGCCCCAUCAGCAGGAGGCACGGCGCCAUCAGCAGGAGUCACGGCGCCAUCAGCAAGCGGCACGGCCCCAUCAGCAGGAGGCACGGCGCCAUCAGCAGGAGGCACGGCGCCAUCAGCAGGAGGCACGGCGCCAUCAGCAAGCGGCACGGCCCCAUCCGCAGGAGGCACGGCCCCAUCAGCAGGAGGCACGGCGCCAUCAGUAGGAGGCACGGCCCCAUCAGCAGGAGGCACGGCCCCAUCAGCAGGAGGCACGACCCCAUCAGCAGGAGGCACGGCGCCAGCAGCAGGCGGCACGGCGCCAUCAGGAGGCGGCACGGCGCCAUCGGGAGGCGGCACGGCGCCAUCGGGAGGCGGCACGGCGCCAUCGGGAGGCGGCACGGCGCCAUCGGGAGGCACGGCGCCAUCAGCAGGAGGCACGGCGCCAUCAGCAAGCGGCACGGCCCCAUCAGCAGGAGGCACGGCGCCAUCAGCAAGCGGCACGGCCCCAUCAGCAGGAGGCACGGCCCCAUCAGGAGGAGGCACGGCCCCAUCAGCAGGAGGCACGGCCCCAUCAGGAGGAGGCACGGUGCCAUCAGGAGGAGGCACGGCGCCAUCAGCAGGAGGCACGGCGCCAUCAGGAGGAGGCACGGCGCCAUCAGCAGGAGGCACGGCUCCAUCAGCAGGAGGCAAGGCGCCAUCAGCAGGAGGCACGGUGCCAUCAGCAGGCGGCACGGCGCCAGCAGCAGGCGGCACGGCUCCAGCAGCAGACGGCACAGCGCCAUCAGCAGGAGGCACGGCGCCAUCAGGAGGCGGCACGGCGCCAUCAGCAGGAGGCACGGCCCCAUCAGCAGGAGGCACGGCGCCAUCAGCAGGAGGCACGGCGCCAUCAGCAGGUGGGGGACCAGCUCUGAUGUCAUCAGGAGGCGUCACAAUGGUGUCCGGUGGGGGACCAGCUCUGAUGUCAUCAGGAGGCGUCGCGAUAGUGUCCGGUGGGGGACCAGCUCUGAUGUCAUCAGGAGGCGUCGCAAUGGUGUCCGGUGGGGGACCAGCUCUGAUGUCAUCUGGAGGAGCCGCGAUGGUUUCCAGCGUGGGCCCAGCCACGGUGUCAUCAGGAGGUGCUGCAAUGGUGUCAUCGGGCGGGGGCAUGACCGUGUCCGGUAGCAACUCGUCUUCCACCAGCGUGUUGACCAGCUCCACCAUGGAAGGUAAAGUCUCUACUGGUGAUAUUGCCAUAGUUCCCAUAUAGUGAUUCCCUUCUCUGAUUCACGUCACAACACUCUCCAGGACCACGGAACCCCCUACACACACACACACACACACACACACCACACACACACACACACACACACACACACACACACACACACACACGUAGCCUCUCUCUACUACUAACACACAGCUCACAUUCUGACCUGAACAUCAUGACGUGUAGCCUCUCUCUACUACUAACACACAGUCCACAUUCUGACCUGAACAUCAUGACGUGUAGCCUCUCUCUACUACUAACACACAGCUCACAUUCUGACCUGAACAUCAUGACGUGUAGCCUCUCUCUACUACUAACACACAGCUCACAUUCUGACCUGAACAUCAUGACGUGUAGCCUCUCUCUACUACUAACACACAGCUCACAUUCUGACCUGAACAUCAUGACGUGUCACUUCUCUCUCUUCUGUUUAAUUUAAAUUACAUUUGACGUUUCCAUUUAUAAUAAAAACCUGACCCUACAAUGAGAUGUUGUUUUUCUUUGUGUUUCAUUAUUAAAGAUGACGCUGCAUUGAUCGUGUGUUAAAUC